This is a messenger RNA of Panonychus citri (citrus red mite), 621 nucleotides long. NCBI's taxonomy places the organism in Eukaryota, Metazoa, Arthropoda, Arachnida, Trombidiformes, Tetranychidae. The record is from the annotation of a RefSeq genome assembly.
AUGUUAAAUAACUUAUUUAGUUCAUUUGAUAGAAAAAAUUUUUUUUUUUUUUUCAUUUAUUUAUUAAAUUUUUAUUUUUUAAUCUUUUUUUCUUUUUAUAAAAAAGUAAAUAUAAUAUUAUUUUAUUUAAAAAAAGUUUAUAAAUUAAUUUUUUUAAAUGUGAUUAAAAACUUUUUUUUUUAUACACUAUUCAUAUUCAUCUUUUUAAUUAAUUUAUUAAGAUUAAAUAUAUUUAUAUUUAAUUUAACAAGACAAAUUAGAUUAAACAUAAAUUUAAUUUUAAUUUUAUGGUUUCCUAUUCUUAUAAUAUCUAUAACAAAAAAAAAAAAUAAUUUUUUAAGUCAUUUAUUACCUGUAGGUACAUCUACUAUAUUAAUUCCUAUAAUAAUUUUAACUGAAUUAUUAAGAUUUAUAAUUCGACCUUUAACUCUGGUACUACGUUUAACUAUUAAUAUAAUUGCAGGACAUGUAUUAGUUCAUUUAAUUAAUUCAACUAUUUUAAAUAAUAAUUUAUAUUUUUAUUUAGUUCUAUACAUAUAUAUAUUAAUAAAAUUUUUAGUUAGAUUUAUUCAAUCUUAUAUUAUUACAACUUUAUUAAAUUUAUAUAUUGAAGAAAUUUAA